Molecule: messenger RNA, 2281 nt
Organism: Linum trigynum
Lineage: Eukaryota; Viridiplantae; Streptophyta; Magnoliopsida; Malpighiales; Linaceae
Source: the annotation of a GenBank genome assembly
UCCCACACAUCCCUGGAAGAAAUUAUUUGUCAUACAAACAUAAACUAUCUGUCGUAAAUAGUUUUUCGGAAUUGGGUGCUAUUUCCAGAAAAAAAUCAGAAUCAAUCAAUUAAUAACAGCGCGCAGAGUAUCGGCCGCGAAACACAUAGUGUUUGAUUUUCUUUUGUUUGUCAUUAUCUCCCGGUGUAACUAUAAUUGUGCUGUAGAUAAUGCGUAUCCGUGGAGUCGGAACAGACAUCAUCCUUUCGGAAAUAAAAGUGUGAGAUGGAGAAUCGAAGGACGGCAAACGGACGGACAAUGACACACUAAACAUCCGUCGAGAAAAAUACAAGGCUGUACAUGUUGACAUCAUCUAGUUACCAUCAAUUACUUUACAAUAAUAUGACGUUAAUUACACUCUCUGCCUCCAAGGUAGCUAGAUACAAAAUCUUCUUUCACGUCGUCAUUAAUUGACGGGCAUCAUUCACAGCACAACACCACUAUAUAAAAAGCUACACACAACAAAGCCUUACAGCUCACAAGUCUCUAAACAAAAUCGUCGGAUGAUGGAGGGAACCAUGGCUCUCUACUUCCUCCCCACAAUCUUCCUAGUCCUCCUCAUUUCCAAGCUCCUCCUAACGAAUUCCGCGGAAGCGAAACGACGUCGUAGAAACCACCCGCCGAGCCCGCCGUCGCUCCCCUUCAUCGGCCACAUCCAUCUCCUGAAACAGCCCGUCCACAGAACGUUACAAACCCUUUCAAACAAGUACGGCCCCAUCAUGUCUCUCACUUUAGGAGUCCGAAACGCGAUCGUCGUUUCGUCCCCAUCUCUAGCCGAGGAGUGCCUCAACAAAAACGACAUCGUCUUCGCCAACCGGCCCAACAACUUCGUGGGCUGGAAGAUCAUCGGCUACAACUACACCACCAUGGGCGCGUCACCUUACGGCCCACACUGGCGCAACCUCCGCCGCCUCUCCACCGUCGAGCUCCUCUCCACCGCCCGCCUCAACUCCUUCCUCCACAUCCGUCGCGACGAGGUCACGCGCUUCGUCAUGGAACUCGUCAACGCCGCUGACGUGUCGGGUUUCAGCAAGGUGGAGGUGAAGUCGAGGCUGGUGGGUUUGUCGAUGAACAUGGUGAUGAGGAUGGUUGCCGGGAAGAGAUAUUUUGGCGAGGAAGGGAAAGAAGGUCGUGAAGAAGGAGAGAGGUUUAAGGAGUUGAUAAGGGAUGUGUUUGAGCUGAGUGGGACGUCGAAUCCGGUCGAUUUCUUGCCGGCGUUGAGGUGGGUCGAUUUCAGCGGGCUGGAGAAGAGGAUGCGGGAGACACAGGCGAGGACCGAUGCUUUCUUCCAAGGCUUGAUUGAUGAGCAUCGAAACGGCGAUGUACAGAGGGAUGAUGAUACGGGGAGGAAGACUAUGAUCGACACGUUCUUGAGUUUGCAGGAAUUUGAACCUGAGACCUACUCCGACGAAAUAAUCAAAGGCCACGUCAUGACAAUGAUACUUGCAGGGACAGACACUUCAGCGGCAAUGAUAGAAUGGGCCAUGUCACUCUUACUCAACCACCCGGAAGUCCUCAGCAAAGCUAGAGCGGAGAUAGACAGUGUAGUGGGCAACAACCGAAUUGUAGAUGAAUCUGAUUGUCCUAAACUUCCGUACCUUCAAUGCAUCAUAAAUGAAACGUUUCGUCUACAUCCGGUGACGCCAACAUUAGUACCGCACCAGUCCUCUGAGGAUUGUGUCGUUGGAGGUUACCACAUUUCUAAGGGGACAAUGUUGCUUGUUAAUGCAUGGGCUAUUCAUAGAGAUCCAACGAUAUGGAAAGAUCCUAUGGCAUUUUAUCCUGAGAGGCAUGAAGGGGUGGAGGUGGAGCCUUACAAAUUACUUCCCUUUGGUAUGGGAAGAAGGUCGUGUCCUGGAUCUGGGCUUGCAAACCGGGUCGUGAGCGUGGGUUUGGCUGCUUUGAUUCAAUGCUUUGAGUGGGAGCGGAUUGGCCAAGAGUUAUUGGACAUGUCAGAAGGACAAGGGCUAACCACACCAAAAGCUGAGCCAUUGGAAGCUUUGUGUAAACCUCGAGAGUGUUUGAAAAAUGCUUUCGGCACUAUGUGAUCAGGUGACAAUUGACAUCAUUUACUUUGCAGCUGAAGUUUGCUCUUGUGUGCUUUUCUUUUUAGCAUUUUGCUUUGAUUGAAAUACUGCCAUCAUAUUAUUGAGAGUGUUUGUUUUAUAGUUGAGGGUUGAAUAAUUGAACUUGUACCUUCAUCAAGGUUUCUAGUUUGUUCAAAUAAAUUUUAUGGUUCUUA